AGCCUUGCUGCUCCGCUGUAAACAAACCUGCGAUGUGGCGCUUUAUUACAAGCGCUCCGGUCCAGCCCCCCCGUUUAGCUGAGCGCACCCGCUGCAGUAGUACACGCUCCCGGCGGCGUUAGGCGUGUUUCGAGGCGUGUUCCGCGUCCGUGUGGCUGGUGUAUGGGGCGCUACCCGUCGUGCGAGAUGACCACAGCGGUUGUCAGGUGAAAGUCAGCGGGAGAGAUUCGCUUUUCCUUUCCGCCAUGGCCACACCUGCGCCGGAGCCGGAGAUCAGCCUGGGCGAGGCGGAGAGCGGAAAGGAGAAGCCGCAUGUGUUCGGGAUCCUGCGGCUGCAGGAGGAGAAGGGCGGCGGGGAGAAGGCCGGGGUGAAGCCGCCGGGGGACGGGAGGUGGCAGGCGCCCAUAUUCGCUCUGGCUCGGAAGGCGUCGGAGACUAUCUCUGGAGGCAUCCAUGGUCUCCCAAAGGCCGCCGAGCAGAAAUCAGCCGCGUUUCCACACGAGUGGAGCGGUACGGCCUUCCGUGACCCUAUGGCAAUGGAAAGAGCCAACUUGCUCAACAUGGCCAAGCUUAGCAUUAAAGGCCUGAUAGAGUCAGCGCUUAGCUUCGGACGGACCCUGGACUCUGACUACCCCCCUCUGCAGCAGUUCUUUGUUGUCAUGGAGCACUGUCUAAAGCACGGCCUCAAAGUGAAGAAGACGUUUCUUGGAUACAACAAGUCGCUGUGGGGGCCUCUGGAGAUGGUGGAGAAGCUGUGCCCGGAGGCGGGGGAGAUCGCAGCCAGCGUUCGAGACUUACCUGGCCUUAAAACUCCACUGGGCAGAGCUCGGGCAUGGCUGAGGCUGGCACUGAUGCAGAAGAGAUUAGCAGACUACCUACGGGUUCUCAUCACCCGGAAAGACAUACUGAGUGAUUUUUAUGAAAGCUCUGCAGUAAUGCUGGAAGAGGAGGGGGCUGUCAUUGUGGGUCUCCUGGUGGGACUCAACGUCAUUGAUGCCAAUCUGUGUGUGAAGGGCGAGGACCUGGACACACAGGUUGGGGUGAUCGACUUCUCCAUGUACUUGAAAAAUGAUAUUGACGACUACAGAAGUGAAGAAAGAAAUGGACAGAUUGCAGCAAUACUGGAUCAGAAGAACUAUGUUGAAGAGCUAAACAGACAGCUCAAUUCCACUGUACAGGGUCUGCAGGGACGUGUUGACUCGUUAGAGAAAUCCAAUUCUAAACUCAUUGAGGAGUUGGCAAUAGCAAAAAACAACAUCAUCAAGCUACAGGAAGAAAAUCACCAGCUGCGUACAGAGAACUCAGUAAUUCUCAUGAAGGCUCAGCAGCGCCUUGAGGUUGCAAAAGGGGAUGCGAGCUGUGAGCUGGACACGUAUAAACAGUCCAGGCAGGGCCUGGAUGAAAUGUACAAUGAGGCACGGCGGCAGCUGCGGGAAGAAUGUCAGCUCCGGCAGGAUGUGGAGAACGAGUUAGUGGUACAGGUCAGCAUGAAGCAGGAGAUGGAACUGGCCAUGAAGCUGUUGGAGAAAGACAUCCAUGAAAAGCAGGACACUUUGAUUGGAUUACGGAAUCAGCUAGAUGAAGUAAAGGCCAUUAAUGUGGAGAUGUACCAGAAAAUGCAGACCUCUGAUGAUGGCAUGAAACACAAAAAUGAUAUGAUCGCACGACUGGAGGAGAAGACCAAUCAGAUAACAGCUACUAUGAGGCAGCUAGAGCAAAGAUUGCAGGACGCUGAGAGGGACCGCCUGAGUGCCGAGGACGGAAUGCGUCGAUUCAAGCAUGACUUCGCCAACAAAGCAGACAGCCUCCAAAAGCAGAUAGCCCAGAGAGAGAAGCAGAUGUUGCAGCUGGAAACGGACUUGAAAAUCGAGAGAGAGUGGAGGCAGACCUUACAGAGCGACCUGGAGAGAGAACGAGAGACCGUCGCCCAGCUGAGCGCUGAGGCUCAGCAAAUCAAUGCACUCAAAAAAGAGUUCCACAGACUGCAGGAUGAAAACACACAGCUGAAGGGGAUUUGUGAAGAACAGGAGCAGGCACUAGAGGAACUGGGCUGCAAGCUCAGCGAGUCAAAACUGAAAAUUGAAGACAUUAAAGAGGCCAAUAAAGCACUUCAGGGUGGACAGGUGUGGCUCAAGGACAAAGAUGCCACACACUGCAAGCUAUGUGAAAAGGAGUUCUCCAUCUCCAGGAGAAAGCAUCACUGCAGGAACUGUGGGGAGAUCUUCUGUAACGCCUGCUCGGAUAACGAGUUACCUCUCCCAGCUUCUCCCAAACCUGUUCGAGUGUGUGAUACAUGCCACGCCCUGCUCCUUCAGCGCUGCUCCUCCAACACCACAUAAAAUACACACCUGCGCACACACACUCAAAACUACGUGCUGCCAAAGUGGCCAGUGUUGGCUUUAACUCUGACUACCAUGUUUUCCUGCAUCAUGUCAAGCUAAGUGAAGGAGACCAAACGGCUGCGCCUGUUCCUCUCAGUGUUCGAAGUUUACAUUUCUGACGGGAGUUCUGCCGAGCUGCCCCAGAACAGCACACCAUUACAGGAGCUGUUCGGAAUAAUGUGAAGUGCCCAAAGAAGGACGUAUGGUGGACAUACUGGAUCUGUGUCCUUUUUAUAAAGCCUCAGAAUUGAUCAGUUUGCCAAUAAAUGUGUAGAGCACUACAAGUAGCGAGCAGCACUAAAGCGUACUAAUAUUACACAUAGGUUAGCUACUUAUACAGGACAACAUUCCAGGCCCUACUGUAAGAACACUUAAAAAAUGUACGUUCCUUUUACCAUCGAGCAGUGUACCACGAGAAAGUGUUGUCGAAACAUUUUUUUUAUUUUUUUUUUUUUUUAUUCAAAUGAAUGUGUGCUGGACCUUUUUCACAAAAUGACAAUUAAGCACUAAAGCUUUCAAUGCCCCUUAAUCGUGAUUAAGGUGGAGCUAGCACAGUCACAGUGUCCUGUACAUGAUCACACAGAAGUAUUUUCAUUCUGUAAUUAAUGAAAAAGUUGUAUUUCCACACUAUAGAACUGGUUAUAGUUCAGUGCUUUUUCUUUUCUUUCUUUCUUUCUUUUGCAGAACUGGAACACUACCCACUGUAAAUGCUGCAUUUAUGGUCAUCUUUGUACGGAUGGGUUCUGGUUAAAACUGUUAUGAAAACAGUUAACUAUUUGACAUUAGGUUUCAAAUGUGAAACACUAUUUCAACUGUACACAUGUCUUUACUAAAGCUGAGAAUUCUUCCA
This is a messenger RNA of Astyanax mexicanus (Mexican tetra), 3231 nucleotides long. RefSeq names its product RUN and FYVE domain containing 2 (gene rufy2). The record is from RefSeq and is a predicted model, not a curated record. NCBI's taxonomy places the organism in Eukaryota, Metazoa, Chordata, Actinopteri, Characiformes, Acestrorhamphidae. Gene Ontology annotation, cellular component: cytoplasm. Bases 246 to 2339 code for a protein of 697 amino acids. The transcript is spliced from 18 exons. Gene Ontology annotation, molecular function: metal ion binding.